Molecule: messenger RNA, 480 nt
Organism: Phycomyces blakesleeanus NRRL 1555(-)
Lineage: Eukaryota; Fungi; Mucoromycota; Mucoromycetes; Mucorales; Phycomycetaceae
Exons: 3
Coding region: 1-480 (159 amino acids)
Source: RefSeq, a predicted model, not a curated record
AUGUCCCAACAUAAUUCUUCAACAACUAGCAAAGAAAAAUCUAUAAAUUAUCUUCAAGAAAAAGCCAGAGUCACCCCAGCGAUGAAGGCCUAUUACGCAAAUGAAGAUAAUUCUGCCGUAGAAGAUCAACAUACCAGUAGCCUACUUCCGUUCAGAAAAAUGAAACUUUCAAAUUUAAUUAAUCAGCUAAAAGCAGACAAACGCUUGGCCAAGAAUAUUCGGAAAAGAAGAAAAUACCUUACAGUGGAUGGACAUGACUUUUUAGGGUUCAAAAACCAACAGUGCUUAAUUCCCGUGACCGAAUCUACUGAGGAUAAUACUUGGUCUUCUCUCUAUCGCCUUUGGAACCGUGCUAUGGUCACUACGCUAAACUUUAGGCAUAUUCUUUUUGACUUGCGCAAGGACAGAAGAAGACCAGAAAAUUUUUGCAGAUUAAGUGCACGUUCUUUUACUACCCUUAAAAGAAAGAAAAAGCUCUAG